UUCAUCACGUUAUUUGUACACAAAGUUUCAGUUCUUCUCCUUUUCCUUUAACCUAGUAACUCAACCACGCCGCCACCACUCACCACUGUAACUGAAUCACGCCGCCGCUGGUUCCUAUUGUGAAUUUACAUUUCUUCUUCACCAUUCCUCUUUCACUAUUUAGGGUUCUGUCUCUCCUUUGAACUCUGAACGUGAUGGAGAUGGAAGGCGACAAAACGUUCGAGGUCGACCUCGGUAACCUAAUGGCCUUCGACUCUCACCAUCCCUUUCCUUCCCAACAACAAUCCAGGGUUGAACUAGUGAACGAGUGUUUGCAGAAAGGUACUGAGUUAGUUCAAGCUAUUGCUGAUUCUCUAUUUACUUUACCGUCAACUGAAGAUAUUGAUGGACCGCUUGUUAAAUUGCCUCCACCGACUACCAGAUUACCCAGAGAGAAACACUUUCCAAGGCCUAAGCCUCCUACUAAAUGGGAAGCUUUUGCUCAAAGAAAGGUUAGCUGCAAUCGGAAGAAGGACAAAGUUGUGUUUGAUGAGCAAUCUGGAACAUGGAAACGCAGACAUGGUUAUGACCGUGCAAAUGAUGAAGAAGCUAUACCUAUUAUUGAAGCUAAACCUACUGAUGAUCCAGAUGAGGAUCCUUUUGCCAAAAGAAGAGAAAACAAAAAGGGAAGAGUUGAUAAACAGGAGAAAAAUCGGCUACAAAACUUGAAGAAUGCUGCAAAGUUUGGGGCCUUACCCAGCCAUGUCCAGUUGGCUGCUACAUCUUUGCCCAUCACAGGAACCCAGGCAGCCCCAAAGAAAGCUACCAAGGAUGAAUUGGGCAAUGUAGCAGGAAUUGCAGCAUCUGCCACAGCUAGUGGUGGGAAAUUUGACAAGAAAUUGCCAGGAGAAAAGCCUCCACAACAUAAAGGAAAAUACCGAAAGUUCUUGCCAGUGGCAGAAGGAACAGGGAUCGGAUCAAUGGAGAGGGAACAAACUGAUAAAAUAUUGAACAAGAUCAUGUCCAAGAAUAACCAUGAUAUACUCAAUGUUAACAAGGCUGUCACAGUGCACAAUGUGAAGAAAGAGAAAAACAGGAAGAGUGAUAAAUCCAAGGUUUCAUCAAGCAACAAAUUGAAACCUCAGAAGAAGUCUUUUAAGAAGGGAAAUGCAAAGAAAGGCAACCCAAAAGCACAGUAAUUUAGAUUUUAUUGAAGCUUGUAGUUUUUUGGAAACACUUUUUAGUGGUUUGAAGUUUUGUAGAAGAAUAUUUCAUAUAUCUAUUGUUAACCAUUUUUGCAUGUUGUUUAAGCUAUCAGAACAUCAGAUAUUUCAAGUGAUUAUUAUACAAGAAGUUACUUGUAUCAAUAGAGCAAAUUUAUUGUCA
This is a messenger RNA of Vicia villosa (hairy vetch), 1365 nucleotides long. RefSeq names its product ribosome biogenesis regulatory protein homolog. The record is from RefSeq and is a predicted model, not a curated record. NCBI's taxonomy places the organism in Eukaryota, Viridiplantae, Streptophyta, Magnoliopsida, Fabales, Fabaceae. Gene Ontology annotation, molecular function: protein binding. Gene Ontology annotation, biological process: endonucleolytic cleavage in ITS1 to separate SSU-rRNA from 5.8S rRNA and LSU-rRNA from tricistronic rRNA transcript (SSU-rRNA, 5.8S rRNA, LSU-rRNA); ribosome biogenesis; ribosomal large subunit biogenesis. The transcript has 8 exons. The coding region runs from base 195 to 1178 and encodes 327 amino acids. Gene Ontology annotation, cellular component: nucleolus; nucleus; preribosome, large subunit precursor.